This is a messenger RNA of Talpa occidentalis (Iberian mole), 6482 nucleotides long. It is a transcript of the gene AVL9, whose product is annotated as AVL9 cell migration associated. Gene Ontology annotation, cellular component: cytoplasm. Lineage: Eukaryota; Metazoa; Chordata; Mammalia; Eulipotyphla; Talpidae. The record is from RefSeq and is a predicted model, not a curated record. The coding region runs from base 105 to 2051 and encodes 648 amino acids. The transcript has 16 exons.
UGCUCGGCCCUCAUGCGGCGGCCCUGCUGACACCUGAAGCCCGCCGCUCGCCGUCGGCCCUUGGCGGUUGAAGUCGUCCUCUUGCGGGCCCUCGGCGGCCGCCCAUGGAGAAGGCCGGGCGAGGCGGCGAUGGCGCCCCCCGAGGGCCCGUGCUGCACAUCGUGGUGGUCGGUUUUCACCACAAGAAGGGCUGUCAGGUUGAAUUCUCUUACCCGCCCCUGAUUCCAGGAGAUGGACAUGACAGCCACACUCUACCUGAAGAAUGGAAGUAUUUGCCCUUCCUUGCCUUACCAGAUGGCGCGCACAACUACCAGGAAGAUACCGUGUUUUUUCACUUGCCACCUAGAAAUGGAAAUGGAGCUACAGUAUAUGGCAUUUCUUGCUACCGACAAAUUGAAGCCAAGGCAUUGAAAGUAAGGCAAGCAGAUGUCACCAGAGAAACUGUUCAGAAAAGUGUUUGUGUUCUAAGCAAGCUGCCUCUCUAUGGCUUACUUCAAGCAAAACUGCAACUCAUUACACAUGCAUACUUUGAAGAAAAGGACUUCUCCCAAAUUUCCAUUCUAAAGGAGCUUUAUGAGCAUAUGAAUAGCUCCUUGGGAGGAACUUCAUUAGAAGGAUCACAAGUAUAUCUUGGUCUCUCUCCUCGAGAUCUUGUGCUUCAUUUUCGACAUAAGGUCUUAAUCCUGUUCAAACUUAUUCUUCUUGAAAAAAAGGUCCUCUUUUACAUUUCCCCAGUGAAUAAAUUGGUGGGUGCCCUGAUGACUGUGUUAUCCCUUUUUCCAGGCAUGAUUGAACAUGGUCUCAGUGAUUGUUCUCAGUACAGACCCCGAAAGAGUACAUCUGAAGAUACUGGGCUUCAAGAAAGUAAUCCCCCUGCAGAUGAUUUUGUUUCUAUGCCUGUUGCCGGCAUUUCAAAUACUGACUUGGGAACUGUCAAGAAAAUCAUGACAGGAAACCAUGGAGGAGAUGCUGCUAUCAAGAUUGAAGAACCUUUGUUCAAAGUAGAUGACAACAGCAAAGGACAGGAACCCAGUGACACCAAUCAAUAUUUGAAACUUCCUACUCGUCCAUCUCCAGAGUCUUCAGAAAGUGACUGGGAGACCCUGGAUCCUAGUAUCUUAGAAGACCACACAUUGAAAGAAAGUGAACAGGUGGAAUCAGAACAGACAAACUUAUUUCCAAAAGACUUGGUGCCCUCCGACAGUCCUCCAAUUACUGUGCAACCUCAAGCUAAUACAGGCCAGGUAGUCCUGAUACCAGGUCUAAUUUCUGGUUUGGAAGAGGACCAAUAUGGCAUGCCCCUGGCCAUCUUCACAAAGGGAUACCUGUGUUUACCCUAUAUGGCAUUGCAGCAGCAUCAUCUUCUCUCUGAUGUCACCGUCCGGGGAUUUGUUGCUGGAGCUACUAACAUCCUUUUCCGACAACAGAAACACCUCAGUGAUGCCAUUGUGGAAGUAGAAGAAGCGCUGAUCCAAAUCCAUGAUCCAGAACUCAAGAAGCUGCUUAACCCAACUACUGCAGACCUAAGAUUUGCAGAUUACCUAGUGAGGCACGUGACAGAGAACCGGGAUGACGUCUUCCUAGAUGGCACAGGCUGGGAAGGAGGUGACGAAUGGAUCCGAGCUCAGUUUGCAGUCUACAUCCACGCACUGCUGGCUGCCACGCUGCAGUUAGAUAAUGAAAAGAUACUAUCGGACUAUGGCACAACCUUUGUUACAGCAUGGAAGAACACUCACAAUUACAGGGUCUGGAACAGCAACAAGCAUCCAGCACUUGCAGAAAUAAAUCCAAACCAUCCAUUUCAAGGCCAGUAUUCAGUGUCAGACAUGAAGUUAAGAUUCUCACAUUCUGUUCAAAACAGUGAACGUGGCAAAAAAAUUGGAAGUGUCAUGGUCACAACCAGCCGGAAUGUUGUACAAACAGGAAAAGCUGUUGGCCAGUCAGUUGGAGGAGCUUUUUCCAGUGCAAAGACAGCUAUGUCUUCCUGGCUUUCUACUUUCACCAACUCCACCCCCCAGAGUCUCACCGAGCCGCCCGAAGGGAAGCCUUGAGAAGCAAUCCGAAGACUGCUAUUGCUUUCUUAGGUUUAAGAGUUCCCUGUCUGUCUGCUGAUCCCAGACUGUUCCUCUUCGUUGGCCACAGGUCCACAGCAGGGGCCUGAGAUGUCGAACUGUUUACAUGGACAGUGCCCUCAGUCUAAAUGAACGUCGUCGGAUGCUGGAAAGAUGAAAUCACAACCAUAAGCAGGGAUGGCUUUCGAGGUUGGGGUUUAAAUUGACUACUUUUAUUUCAAUCUGAGCCUGAUUAAAACACACAGUGAACCUUCUAAUGAAUUUUGAGUUUGAUAUAUACAUUUGUUUACUUUAGAAAAGUUUUUACUUGUGUAAAUUUUGUUGUUUUGCUAUUUGACUCUCCAGAUGGUCGAUGUAGUUUCUAUUUGCUAAAAUUAAGUUAUAUUACUAUUUAAAUUUCUCUAAAGUUGACCCUAAAAUGUGCUUAUAAAGUUAAGAGGUCAUACAGUCCAGCCCUUUGUUAUAUUUUGCUUAAUUACAAUUAUAUUUUGCUUAAUUCUUUUGUUGGUUUCUGAUCACAAAACACUUUCAUCAGCUCACUUCCUCCCAAAAUCAUGAAAGUCAAGGGAUGGCAGUUCUGAGGUUGGAGUGGAAUAUUUUGUUUCACGUGUUUAACUUGUUCUUUCCCUAUUCUUAAAUAUUUGCUUUGAGUCAUCAAGGAGUCAUUAUGCUUUCUUCUUCCUAAUUGUGCAAAUGAGUGUGCAGAAAAAUGGCAUAGUGACAGUUUUACUAGUGUUGGAGCAGUUUAACAUGAAUAUGCAUUUAGGGCAAGGUUUUAAACACCUACGUGUCAGUUCUGUCAACUCUAGUCAUGUUGCGGUCUUGUACAGGCAUUUUUUAAUCCAAAGUUUGUGCCUUCUAUUUCUUCUUUUAAACAGUUUUCCAUUGGGUGUUUACAGACCUGCAAAUUGUUUUCUUGACCUACUCUUCAUAAAGCUUUUCCAGGCUUUUGGCUUUCCCUGACCAAAAAUACUCCUGCAAUCAAUCCCUACCCUCUUCUGAAAGUAUUUAUUUUAAAAAAAUGAUCCAUAAAUAUUAAGUAGAAGUCUUGUCUUAGCUCACAUUUAGAAAAGCAAGAGGCGAGAGAAGAAAACUACAUCCAUGAGAUCAGUUGUGUUUCAUAAAGCAUAUCUGGUUUCAUUUUAGACCUGUGCAAAUGUGUGCUAGUUACUGAAGAUUUUUAACAACUGAAUCUCAUCAGCUCUCAUUUGCUUUUUAAGGGGACUUUGGAUGGGUAAUCUCAGGGAGUACUUAUGAGGAGCAGAUUGCUGUUUCUGUAAUGGGAUAUUUGGAAAAUACAUUGUGAGUAUAAAAUACGUGUGCUAUAAAGAAUAUUGGGAAAUAAGGGGCCUACUUAACAAGGACCCUAUUUAUAUUUGAUUUAUCCUUUGAGAAAUGUUUAUGUAAGUAAACCCUCUUAGGGCAUGUGACUGAACAUAGGGAAAUAAUCUAAAUAUCUCUAAAUUAUCCAAUUUGUGUUUUGACACAAGUCCAGCAAAUCUAGAAGCUUGCUUCCAUUUGAACAUAACUCAAGACUUUAGUAAUGAUAAAUAAAAGGGCUUAUUGUGAAAAUUCCAUUAAUUCCACUUCCUCUAGGAAAGAUAACCUCAGGAAAUACUAUUUGAAGAGAAGAAAGUAAUACCAAACAAACCUUAAAAGGUUCUUUAAUCAGUGUUGCACUGAGACUAUAAAGAAUUCAUUCCAACAUCUUGUUUCAUGAGGCCACAUCAUCAGUUGGAGUGUGAGAUAGUGUAUUCGUGUGCAGUUAGUAGCUCAGCUGCCAGAAGUUCACAGUGCUAAGAGCUCACUGUGAGGGCUCAGCCGUAAGCUGCUGGUUCAUGUGGUAGUUUGUAUGGUUUAUAUAGUUGGGGUAAACUCCCAUCUCUCCCUAAUUCAAAAGCAGUCCAAUCCACAUUUGGGAAUCCCACUGAAACAAAAAAUAGUUACAUGAAGUUUAACUUUUAGUAUCACUUGUUCCCCCAUUUUAGUAUAGACCUUAAUUAAACUUUGUAUUAAUGUUUCUAGUUAAGAGUUUUAACUCUUAAAAUGAUCACUUAACUGACUUUCAACAUAAAAUGAACAUCUCAGAGGGAGAACAUUUGUCAUAGAAAUGGUCAACAGACUAUACCUGUGUUUCCUUCUAGGAGGUGCUGGAGUUUUCAGGGAGCAACGGCAAGGGCCCCAAGGCGGCCAGCACAAUUGAAGGCAGGAAGUGUGGCCACUUCCAGCUUAGGUUCCGGGAUCCAGCUGAGUGACCAGCUCACAAACCGUAGCCUCCCUCCAAUCCCUGACUCUGAGCAGCCCUAGGAACCAACACUGGGCCACACUGACAAAGUUGUGUGUUUUGGUUGGCCACACUCUCUCCAUUGCCUUUGUGUCCAAGCACCGGGGGUUUGUUAAGGAGGCAUAAGGGAGCCAGGGUCCAGCCAGGCAUUUGCAUGGUGUGCCAGGCACAGAGACUGAAGCUGUAGCUUGGUGUGGCCUCACAGCUGUCUAAGUGACUUAAAAGCAGUGUUUGGAAAAGUUCCUGGCAUACUUGGAGUCCUGCCAGACAUUAUAAUGGCAACAACAUAGAAAAGGAAAGGAGAGUUAAAGCCAGGUGAACAGAAAAAGUUGCAUGUCAAGGUAAAGCUUAGAGUUAUUUUACAUAUGCAUUUGGCUACAUAACCAGUAUGAAUAGUCUAUGCCCACAUCCAUUAGUGUUUUACUAGUUCCCAAGCCUGAAACAAUUCUCAUCUACUUCGUGCUUUAGGAAACACAGCAGCAGUAUCCUUGGGCAGCAAACCAAAGCAUAUGACAUCACUUCCUCAACCUUACCUUGCUUUCCAAGUUCUGUAUUAAUUUUUUUUUUUUUUUUGAGAAUGAUUUACUUUGGAAAGACAAAAAGCAAUUAAGAAGGGAAAGAAGUGAGAAGUUGUUGCAACGCCGUUGAACCAAGGUACUUAAAAUCUGAGUGAAAGUAUUUUGAGAGCAGUAUUGAAUAUACUAAAGAUUACAGAAUUCUUUUGCAAAAAUGCUGGAAUUUUAAUCUGCUAGUUACACGUUUUAUAGUGAAGCUGUAACAUUAUCUCCCUGGCAGGAAGGUUUGGUUUUCAUUUGAUGUUUUUUGGAAGUUACAGCCUGUGGUUCUUCUUCCUCAGGCCUGGUGAGAAGACUGGGUGCCCUCAGCUCUGUGGGACCAGUGGGUUGUUUCUGAACCACAUGAGCUUUUUCUCUACCACAGCAGUUUAAGAAAGUAGCCCAUUCAGACAGUAGCUGUUAAAUGUUGCCUAUUAUUGUAUCAUGAAGUUGGUAGGGACUCUUGAAGUGGCAUUGGCAUUUGCAUAAUGGGAUUCUUUAACCAGAGGUGGCACGGCAUCGUGGCCUUUCCACCCACUUCCUUGGUGGCUCUUAAACAUGAUCAGGAAUGAAGCCCUAGUUCUAGAAGGUGAUUGUCAUUCCAUGUAGCAUAAUGUGCCACUAAGUUUUUCCAUUCCAGGUCUUUGUACUUCGUAACAUUGGAAUUGUUUUUUCAUAAUUUCCAACAUUCCAUAAAUACUUGUCAAAGACAAAGAAAAGGAAUGUGGAUCUUUACUCUUUUCAUAUAAAUAACUUCGUACACAUGACUUCCUGCUUUCAUUAUGAACAAUAAACUAGCUCCCUUGUAUACAAAGUUAAAAGAUUGUGCACGUAUAAGGGGUUGAAUCUAUUUUGUAAAAUUCUAUUGCAUUUGUAUUUCUGUGCUGUUCUAAAGUUUACCUUUUUACUUAAAUUAAUUGAAGAUAUAGAAACUAUAUAUUUAAAUCAUGUAAAUGGGACACAAUUAGGGAUUUUUUCCAAUCUUAUUUUGCAUCAGCCUCUCUCUCUCUCUCUCUCUCUCUCUUUCUCUCUAUCUCUCUCUCUCCCUCACAAAUACACACACACACAUAGAGAAUGCUGCUCAAAUUUUUUUUGUGUGCAAUAUAAACAUUUGAACAUUUCAGCCAGGUACUGAGCCAGAAAAGGUAAUUGAAGUUUUUAGAAAGCUUCUGUACUUAGAAAAUAUUUUGUUUUCUUGAAAUAUUAAUAAUGUAUAGCUGGCAAAAUAGGAUCAAGACUUAAAUGUUUCAGAUCAUUUGGUCAUUGGUUCCUAAACUUAGGAAGUAUUUGAUUAACAAGUUGGUGAGGCAUUUCAUGGUUACAAAAAACUGCUUAAAUAUUUGAAAUUAAAGGUUUUCCACAAGCCCUUUCUAAGGAAGUUUAUCUGUUGCACAUGUUUUGAUGAGAAAGGAAGUUUCUCUUUGCUCUAGUAAUUUUAUAAUUUGUACUACUUCUUUGUUUCUCUUAUGAUUUGUUUAAGAAAUGUUAAAAUUAUAAAUCAUGUCUAAUCAUACUGAAUUGUAAAACUUAUGCUGUAUCUUUAUUUUAAGGAAAAAGGAGAAUAAAAUUAUC